AUGAAUAGGUUCACCAAGGAGGCGCUCAAAGUCCCGGAUUUGGACCAAAAGGUAGCGAUGAUCGCCCUUCAACAAGGAACCACGGAUGAUAAUUUCCGCCGCUCACUAGCCAAGAGGGCCCCUGACAACAUGAAUGAGCUCCAAGAGAGAGCCGGGAAGUAUAUUAAGGCGGAGGAAAGCAUGAGAAAAUCCCAGAAUAACCAGGGACCAACCACGGACUCUAAGAAGCGUGGGAACGAUACUGAAUAUGAUGCUGAUAACAAGUAUUUGAAAAGGGAAGAUGGUGAAAAGUCACCUACCAAGAAGCAAUCAGGACCGAGGUUCACUGAGUUUCAUAAGGAUACGGGACAUAAGACCGAUGAUUGUCGGCAGUUGAAGGAUGAGAUUGAGUUUUUGAUCCGGAAAGGCAAGUUGUCCAGGUAUACUAGGGAUGCAGAUAGGAAUCCCCGUGACAAUGAUAGUCGCGAUAGGGACAAUGAUGAUCAUGAUAGGAGAACCGAGCCUCGAGGGCCCGUGAUCAAUAUGAUCUCUGGAGGACCGACUGCAGCAGGCUUGUCUAGUAACUCACGAAAAGCUUAUGCUCGUGAAGUGAUGUGUAUCAUUGGAGAACCCCCGAAGAGGGCCAAGACCGAGAUUGCAUUAACCUUUGAUGAUUCUGAUCUAGAAGGGGUGAAGUUCCCCCAUGACGACCCGUUGGUCAUAACUCCCGUUAUUGGAAACUCAUCUAUUAAUAGGGUUCUUGUUGAUAAUGGAGCUUCUGUAGACAUCCUCUUCUAUGAUGCUUAUCAAAAGAUGGGGUAUGCUGAUUCACAGUUGACACCGUCCAACAUGCCGAUCUAUGGUUUCAACGGAGUAGAAUCCAAGAUUGAAGGAAUGAUCCAAUUACCAGUAACCAUGGGAGCAGAGCCACGACAGGCCACUUAUAUGUUGAACUUUAUGGUCAUUAAGGCCUCAUCAACCUACAACGCUAUCCUAGGAAGGACAGGGAUGCAUGCUUUUAAAGCCAUAACAUCCACAUAUCACUUGAAAAUCAAGUUCCCCACAAGAAACGGGGUAGGAGAAGAAAAAGGAGACCAGAAAAUGGCCAAGAGUUGUUAUGUUGCAGCCUUGAAACCCGAGGGAGUCGGGGGGCAGGUUUUAUCAAUUAAGGAAUUGGUUCCCAUCUCCUUGUUCCGAGGUAAACCAGAAAAGGUUAUGGCGUUUGAUCUUAAGAAUGCAAGAGCCACGUAUUGGCGCUUAGCUAAUAAGAUGUUUAAGCAUCUAAAUGAGAAGACCGUGGAGGUCUAUAUCAAUGAUAUGCUAGUGAAGAGCUUGAAGAAAGCUGAUCACCUUGAGCGCCUGAGAGAGGCUUUCAGAGUCCUGAGGACAAAUAAGAUCGAAGUCUUGACUGACCAACCCCUUAGGAUGAUAAUGCAUUGUGACGCCCUCCCAAUCCGGGGUCUAGAUUGA
Messenger RNA from Daucus carota subsp. sativus, 1449 nucleotides. RefSeq lists its product as uncharacterized. NCBI's taxonomy places the organism in Eukaryota, Viridiplantae, Streptophyta, Magnoliopsida, Apiales, Apiaceae. Bases 1 to 1449 code for a protein of 482 amino acids. The transcript is spliced from 2 exons. The record is from RefSeq and is a predicted model, not a curated record.